AACUGUACUGUAAAGUUGCACAAAGAAGCUUUCGAUCCUUUCCCAUUUCCAUUCACUCCCUUCAUUGUUCCGAUCUCUACCCUGCUGCAGAUCUUCGUUUCAUUUCAAAGCUUUGGCAAUGGCGAUCAUCACUGAGGAACCAGAACCGUCGCCGCCGGCGAAAAGCCCAAAGCCUGAUGAUAACCGAUCUCAGCCCAGCUCAAGAGCAGAGAGUACGAAGAACAGCAGCAGCAGCCCAUUUGUUUUCUGGUUCUACUUCACUCUAGGAGUAUCGGUAAUCACUCUAUCAACCGUCUUUCUCUCAUCAUUUUCCCCAUCUUCCGAUCCCAAAUCGUUUUUCCUCUCACUCCCCGCUCCACUCCGGCAAUACUACUCCAAAGGGCGGAUUGUGAAGGCACAACUCGCUCUUAACCAGAAUCCAGUUGAAGUUUUCGUCUACGAGAGCGAGAAAGGUAUGAAAUCUGAUGCUGAAAAGGUAUUGAUCGUUCAUGGGUUGGGUUUGAGCUCCUUCUCCUUCAGAAAAGUCGUCGACUUUCUGGGUUCCAAAGGGAUUCAUGGGAUUGCCUUCGACUUGCCUGGAAACGGGUUCUCUGCUAAAUCGACAGAAGUAAUGGAAGAAAGAGGGGAUGGUGCUUUUGAACGUUUGUUGGAUGUUUAUGCUUUGAUUAAAGAGAAGGGUUUGUUUUGGGCUUUUGAUAACAUGGUUGAAACUGGGCAGAUCCCUUAUGAAGCAGUUCAGUCCCAUUUCAGUGAGAAGAAGAGUGUGGUUAGACCAAUUGUGAUGGGAAGUGAAGAGGUUGGCAGGGCUUUAGGGCAAGUGAUGUUCACAAUGGGGAUAGCUCCUGUUCAUUUGGUUUUGCAUGAUUCAAGCUUGAACAUGCUUGCCAAUUGGGUUUCUGAAAAUUCAGGGUUGUUUAGGAGUGUCACUCUGGUUGAUACCGGGUCAAAUUCAGCUCUGCCAUUGAGGAUCCUGGAAGUUCCCUUGGUCAGGGAAGUUGUGUUGGGGUCUAAUUUUGUGUAUCAAAAGUUGAUCAGUACAUGCUGCUCAAAAGGGAUUGGUUCUGCGGAUCUGGAUGCACACAGGAUGCUUUCGAGAGGAAAAGAUGGUUGGAGAGCUGCUGUGGGUACUGAGAAGUUGCUGAAUGGUAGCUUUGAGAUAGGUGAAUGGGGAAGUUCGAAGGGGAUGAAAAGGAUUCCUAUUCAGGUGGUUUGGUCGAGGAGUUGGUCGAAAGAAUGGAGUGAUGAGGGACGUCGAGUGUCUGAGGCUCUUCCUCAGGCGAAGUUCGUACUGCAUGCUGGUGGUCGAUGGCCUCAGGAUGAGACAGCCGAGGAGAUAGGCGAACGAGUAGCCACGUUUGUAUCAUCUCUACCAAAGUCAUUUAGACAAGCUAAAGAGGAGUCUAUACCAGACCACAUCCAGAAGCAGCUGGAUGAGGCAAAACAGAAUCCUCAUCAUCACCACCACGGCAAUGGUGACGACCACCUUCAUGGACAGGCCUCAGACUACAUGGAUGCCUAUGGGCUUGGCCAGGCAUGGGGAAGAUAGAUUCUGAGCAUGAAGUAGCUGCUGCAAUGGUGUGGUAGAGAUCGACUCUGAGCAUGAUCUUCAGCACGAAAAAGCACAAACCUCGGAUGUCACAUAUGCCUUUUUUUUGGGUUUUGUUCAAUUUUGCAGUUGAUUCUCCCUAAUCUCUAUAUAGCUUAGGUUAAAAUGCGACUCAGAUUAUCUGGUUUCCUUACCCCACCCCUCAGGCUGUUUGGUUCAAUACAAUUAUCAAAUUAGCUGUUGUAGUGGCUCUUUGGUACGUAAUGAUGUAUACUAAUUUGGUUCUUUGCUUGCCCCAAAAGGAUCUUUCACGCAUUUCCUUUUUGGUAGAAAGCCGAAUGACAAAGUUGAUUACGCAUUGAGUCUCCAUUUUUUCAAAAGUAUUUUUCAUAGGGUGAAUUGCAUCUUCUAUUAAAUACAAAAAAAUUAUUAAAUCUAGACAUGAAAGUACAAAUUGCGUUUGUCAUGCUAUGAAAUAAAGUGUUGGAUAAACU
Messenger RNA from Linum trigynum, 2040 nucleotides. The record is from the annotation of a GenBank genome assembly. NCBI's taxonomy places the organism in Eukaryota, Viridiplantae, Streptophyta, Magnoliopsida, Malpighiales, Linaceae.